Messenger RNA from Colletotrichum higginsianum IMI 349063, 1371 nucleotides. RefSeq names its product O-acetylhomoserine (Thiol)-lyase. Gene Ontology annotation, biological process: transsulfuration. The coding region runs from base 1 to 1371 and encodes 456 amino acids. Gene Ontology annotation, molecular function: pyridoxal phosphate binding; transferase activity, transferring alkyl or aryl (other than methyl) groups. The transcript is spliced from 7 exons. Lineage: Eukaryota; Fungi; Ascomycota; Sordariomycetes; Glomerellales; Glomerellaceae. The record is from RefSeq and is a predicted model, not a curated record.
AUGGCUGAAGAACUGAGCAAGAACUUUGAGACGCUGCAGCUCCAUGCAGGCCAGCAGCCCGACCCAACCACCAACUCGCGCGCCGUCCCCAUCUACGCCACCACGAGCUUCACUUUCAAUGACUCAGCCCACGGCGCGAGGCUCUUUGGCCUCAAGGAGUUUGGCAACAUUUACAGCCGUAUCAUGAACCCCACGGUCGACGUCUUCGAGAAGCGCAUCGCCGCGCUCGAGGGCGGCGUGGCCGCGCUGGCCACCUCCUCCGGCCAGGCCGCCCAGUUCAUCGCCAUCAGCGCCCUCGCCCAGGCCGGUGAUAAUAUCGUCGCGACCUCGCUGCUCUAUGGCGGCACCUACAACCAGUUCAAGGUGUUCCUGCCGCGCCUCGGCAUCCACACAAAAUUUGUUGAUGGCGACCGCGUCGAGGACAUUGCCAACGCCAUUGACGACAAGACCAAGGCCGUCUACGUCGAGAGUAUCGGCAACCCAAAGUACAACGUGCCUGAUCUCGAGGCCAUCGCCAAGGUCGCCCACGAGAAGGGCGUGCCCGUCAUUGUCGACAACACCUUUGGCGCUGGCGGCUACUUCAUUCGCCCCAUCGACCACGGCGCCGACAUCGUUGUCCACUCGGCGACCAAGUGGAUCGGCGGCCACGGCACCACCAUCGGCGGCGUCAUCGUCGACAGCGGCAAGUUCAAGUGGGACAACGGUCGCUUCCCGCUCAUGACGGAGCCCAGCGACGGCUACCACGGCCUCAAGUUCUGGGAGACGUUCGGCCCCAUCACCUUCAUCAUCCGCGCCCGCGUCGAGAUCCUGCGUGACCUCGGCGCCAGCCUCAACCCCUUCGCCGCCCAGCAGCUCCUCAUCGGUAUCGAGACGCUCUCACUCCGCGCCGAGCGCCACGCCCAGAACGCCCUUGCCCUCGCCAAGUGGCUCGAGGCCAGCGACUAUGUCAGCUGGGUUUCGUACCCCGGCCUCGAGAGCCACCCGUACCACGAGACGGCCAAGAAGUACCUCAAGCGCGGCUUCGGCGGCGUCCUCAGCUUCGGCGUCAAGGGCGGCGGCUCCGCAGGCAGCCAGGUCGUCGACGGCUUCAAGCUCAUCUCCAACCUCGCCAACGUCGGCGACUCCAAGACCCUCGCCAUCCACCCCUGGACCACUACCCACGAGCAGCUGUCCGACGAAGAGAAGAAGAGCUCCGGCGUCAGCGAGGAUCCGCAACAGGACCUCAUCCGCAUCUCGGUCGGCACGGAGCACAUUGAUGACAUCAUCGGCGAUUUCGAGCAGUCUUUCAAGAACGCCGCGGCCGCCACGACCGCCGGCAAGGCCGCCCCCGCCGCGGAGAACAAGCACGAGGACGCGCCGUUGGCCCCGUAA